Molecule: messenger RNA, 810 nt
Organism: Protomyces lactucae-debilis
Lineage: Eukaryota; Fungi; Ascomycota; Taphrinomycetes; Taphrinales; Protomycetaceae
Exons: 1
Coding region: 1-810 (269 amino acids)
Source: RefSeq, a predicted model, not a curated record
AUGGUGGGUCCAGCAUUGCCGCCUGAUCUGCUUGCAGCACGAGAGAAGCAGAGACAGGCACGGGCGACCAAGUUAAGUGAAGCGACCACAACAGAAGCUGCAACUAUAACACAUACAGACGACAGCGAACGGUCGAAGGCACCUCCUAUUUCAUCACAGGGCAAGGGCGAUGCGAACGCGCUUAUAAACGAGUCAGAUGAAGAGGAAGACGAUGAUGUAGGACCUAUGCUACCAGGCGAUACGGCGCGCGAGGCACUCUACGCAGCGCGAUCAAGUGCGCAUCAAGGCCAAGACGACGAUAGUGGUGCGAUAUCGACUUCAGCGACUGGCAAGCGGCAGCAUUCAGACUGGAUGACACAGCCGCCGAGUAAAGGAGAUUGGGCUCAAUCCAUUGAUACAACAAAGCUCAAGUCGCGUCAAUUUGCGAGUAGUAAACCUGGUCGGCCUGGACCGCAUCAGCAAGGUGGGUUUGAUGCGGGCUGGACAUCGGUUGCAGGGGAAGAAGUAUCCAGAGCUGGCGAGACUGAAGCAGAGGAAGGGCCUGAAUGGACAGCUGCUGCUGCUAUUGAACUUCAGAAGCGACAAGAGGCAGAAAAGGCACAGGCGUCGCAGAACCGUGGCCCGUCUAUGUACGAGCAGCACACGUUGAAGCGGAAACACAUGAGCAAAGAGGACCGUGAUGAUCCGUCGAGUCGGCCGUUUGACAGAUCAAAAGACAUUGGGUCCGGUGUGAGCAGUAAGCGGACCAGAGAACUUGCACAGCGGUCAAAAGAUAUGUCGAGCAUGUUUGGCGAGAGCAAGUUUCUUUGA